Messenger RNA from Jaculus jaculus (lesser Egyptian jerboa), 1928 nucleotides. It is a transcript of the gene Abhd12, whose product is annotated as abhydrolase domain containing 12, lysophospholipase. NCBI's taxonomy places the organism in Eukaryota, Metazoa, Chordata, Mammalia, Rodentia, Dipodidae. Gene Ontology annotation, molecular function: monoacylglycerol lipase activity; phosphatidylcholine lysophospholipase A1 activity. Gene Ontology annotation, biological process: phosphatidylserine catabolic process; monoacylglycerol catabolic process. The coding region runs from base 142 to 1338 and encodes 398 amino acids. The record is from RefSeq and is a predicted model, not a curated record. Gene Ontology annotation, cellular component: endoplasmic reticulum membrane. The transcript is spliced from 13 exons.
GCGCCGCGGCCUGGGGCUUGGGAUGUGAGGGGCAGUGGGCUCAGGGCUCCCGGCUGUGACGGCUGAGAGAGGCGGCGAGGGCGGCGCAGGCGGACGGACGAGGCCGGGGCUCCGUGGGCUACCAGCCGACUGGGUCACGGGAUGAGGAAGCGGACUGAGCCCGUCACCUUGGAGCAUGAAAGCUGCGCCGCCUCGGGCUCGUCCUCCUCCGGCUCGGCCGCCUCGGCGCUGGACGCCGAUUGCCGCUUGAAGCAGAACCUGCGCUUGGCGGGCAAGGGCUCGGCCGAGCCGUGCUGCGCAGCCGACGUGGGCAUGAAGCGAACGCUGGGCAGGCGAAAGGGUUUGUGGUUCCGACUGAGGAAGAUACUUCUCUGUGUUCUGGGGUUCUACAUUGCCAUUCCAUUUCUCGUCAAAUUAUGUCCUGGGAUACAGGCCAAACUGAUUUUCUUGAAUUUUGUGAGGGUUCCCUAUUUCAUUGACUUGAAAAAGCCACAGGAUCAAGGUUUGAAUCACACCUGCAAUUACUACCUCCAGCCAGAAGAAGAUGUGACUAUUGGAGUCUGGCAUACCAUCCCCGCUGUUUGGUGGAAGAAUGCCCAAGGGAAGGACCAGAUGUGGUAUGAGGAUGCCCUGGCUUCCAACCACCCCGUCAUUCUGUACCUGCAUGGGAAUGCAGGUACCAGAGGAGGCGACCACCGAGUGGAACUGUACAAGGUGCUGAGUUCCCUUGGUUACCACGUGGUCACUUUUGACUACAGAGGUUGGGGUGACUCAAUAGGAACACCAUCUGAGCGUGGCAUGACCUAUGAUGCCCUCCACGUUUUUGAUUGGAUCAAAGCAAGAAGUGGUGACAACCCUGUAUAUAUUUGGGGCCAUUCACUGGGCACUGGAGUGGCGACAAAUCUGGUACGGCGCCUCUGUGAGCGAGAGACGCCUCCAGAUGCCCUUAUCUUGGAGUCUCCGUUUACUAAUAUCCGCGAAGAAGCAAAGAGCCAUCCAUUUUCAGUGAUAUAUCGAUACUUCCCUGGGUUUGACUGGUUCUUCCUUGAUCCCAUUACAAGCAGUGGAAUUAAAUUUGCAAAUGAUGAAAAUGUGAAGCAUAUCUCCUGUCCCUUGCUCAUCCUGCAUGCAGAAGAUGACCCAGUUGUACCCUUCCAGCUCGGCAGAAAGCUCUACAACAUUGCUGCACCAUCUCGAAGCUUCAGAGACUUUAAAGUCCAGUUUAUCCCCUUCCACUCAGACCUUGGGUAUAGGCACAAAUACAUCUACAAGAGCCCUGAGCUUCCACGGAUACUGAGGGAGUUCCUGGGCAAGUCAGAACCUGAACGCCAGCAUUGAGACUGGCCCAUGAAGGAGCAUGAAGACCCACCUUCCUCCCCUUCUCCCUGGCCAGCAGCCAGGACCCUGGAGCCAGAAAGCCACCACCUGCGGUGCUCAGGAGCCCAGUGUGCACCUGGAGAGAGGACUCAGACUCGGUGGCAGAGUCGCCGCAGAUGUGGAUCUGUGUGGAGAACACAGGUGAUAGGCUUGCAGCCCCUCGCCCCUGGUGGCCAUUUACUUGAGCUCUUGUUGGGAAGAUUUCCUGGUGGCAGCUGUGUGGAUCCCAUACAUACUUCCUGUGCUAGACAUGAGGAGCCUGGGAGGGGCCCAGCAGCUCAGGACCACUCUGAGCUCUCAGGCACUGCCACAGAGAAUAUGGGGAAAUGGUUCUUUCUGCCCUUCCUGGCACAUGCAGAAUGGACUCCAGUGGUGAGAUAGUCCCCAUGUACCUGCUUGCCUUCUUCAGCUCUCCCUACCUCCCCUGGCACCUGCUCCCCUACAGCAAAGGGCACCUGGAUCUGCACUUCCUCCCAUUCUGCCCACCUGUUGCCUAACCUGGCCGUAGACUGAGCAUUUAUUUAAGAAUAAAAUCGUGGUGGUGGACUGUU